Molecule: messenger RNA, 417 nt
Organism: Olea europaea var. sylvestris
Lineage: Eukaryota; Viridiplantae; Streptophyta; Magnoliopsida; Lamiales; Oleaceae
Exons: 2
Coding region: 1-417 (138 amino acids)
Source: RefSeq, a predicted model, not a curated record
AUGGCUAGAGAAUUUGAGAUGAUGGACAUUGGAUUAAUGUCCUACUAUCUUGGAAUUGAGGUAAAACAAAGAGGUGAAGGAAUCAUUAUCUCUCAAGAAGGAUAUGCAAAAGAAAUUCUUAAAAUGUUAGAAAUGGCGAAUUGCAAGCUAAUGAACACCCCAGUUGAAUGUGGAGUUAAAUUGUCUAAGCAAAGAGAUGGAGAGAAGAUUGAGGUAUUUAACUUGUACAAGACCGGAAAUUCUUUUUGGUAUUGGACUUACUUCAAGCAUGUUGGUUAUUGUGAUAGUGAUUGGGUUGGUGAUAUUAAUGUUUGGAAAAACACUAUUGGGUUUGUUUUCUUUAUGGGAAAUAUGGCAUUUACUUGGAUUUCUAAAACGCAACCUAUUGUGACAUUCUUUACGUAUGAAGCGGAGUAA